CGUCUGGGAAAGGCGCGUGGAGGCUUUUGCGCGCGGCAAAGGGAAAGAGCGGGCGAGGGACGCGGGAAUCCGGGAGUGUGGGCCGUAAUUUGAGAGAACUAAAAUCAUGGCUUGGCAUGAAUUCGGUGUGCUGAAUUGGCUUCGAGAGAGUCGGCAGUCCCGAAAAUUAAUCUUGCUGAUUGUCUUUAUUGCUCUGCUCUUGGACAACAUGCUGCUGACUGUAGUUGUGCCAAUAAUACCAAGUUAUUUGUAUAGCCUUAGACACCCCAAAAAUGUAACGGAUGUCCAAACCACUAGACCGGAGACUCCUGUCAACUCGAACAGAUUGCAAAGCAUCUUUUCCUAUUAUGACAAUUCAACUAUAGUUACUGGAAAUAAUUCUGAAAGAACAAGGCCAGAAGAUUAUUAUGCUCAGACAGAGCAAAUGGUGGUCAAUAUGUCUAUGGUAACCCCAUCCUCCUCAGACUGUCCAAAGAAAGACAAAGAGUUGGUGAAUGAAAAUGUAGAAGUUGGUUUGCUUUUUGCUUCCAAAGCAACUGUCCAAUUGCUUACUAACCCUUUUAUAGGACCAAUGACAAACAGAAUUCUUGGUUCACAAGUUGAAUAUCUACAGAACUGCCUCCUCCAAAUGGUUCUACCUGUCUAUUCAGAUCAAAUGGAAGAGAAACGGCGAAAAUACUCAAUCAGCAGUGAUAACUCAGACACCACUGACAGUAAGACUUUUUAUUCAAGCCUUAUAACAAGAUAA
Molecule: messenger RNA, 748 nt
Organism: Thamnophis sirtalis
Lineage: Eukaryota; Metazoa; Chordata; Lepidosauria; Squamata; Natricidae
Source: RefSeq, a predicted model, not a curated record